UUGAUCUCAAAGCAUUGGCAGCAGAAUCACACCCAUGACGAGUAUUGGUUCCAAAGUACGUCUGGCAGCUCCUUCCAUAGACCCUGUUGUGUCUGACUACACCAUUGGCUAUAUCCAGCAUGUCUCCAACAGCACCACUGACAGUGUUGCAUCCCAACAAUUGGAUAUCAAAGCUGAAUUAUCUUUUGUCAACGAUCUUCUAGUCAGUGCUGGGGGAAACCCCAAGAAAGUGUCCCAGCUUAUAUCGAGUCUAUCUGCCGAUCUAGAGACACAAUUAAAGGAUAACGCAGAAAAAUUGAAUCUCACCGGUGACACCUCAAAGAGACUAUUAGACAUCAAUUUACUAAAUAGUCACACUAGAAAGGUCAACAACUCAAUGGCCCUUAUGGGUGCCACAAGAGAUAUUGAACACACUGGAAGAAAAAUAGAAACUAGAGUCGAUAAGAAAAAAUUAGAAAAAGCUGAAAGAAAAAUUGCUAAAAAAGUCGCUAAAAGAGACAACAAAUUUGUUAAAUACGAAGCCUCCAAAUUGUUAAACGAAACCCAAGAUGAAAACUACGACGAAUUUUUCCUCAAAAUCAACCCCAUCGACUUUGGUUCUGGUGCCGGUAAAUCAAAAGAUAUUAAAAUUGAAGACUUUGAUUUAUAUGUCGGUGCAGGCCAAAGAAUCCUUUCCAAUGCUACUUUAACUCUAAGUUAUGGCCGUAGAUAUGGGUUGGUAGGUCAAAAUGGUAUCGGUAAAUCAACCCUUUUAAGAGCUUUAUCAAAGAGAGAACUAAAUGUCCCCAAACAUAUAAGUAUCCUACAUGUCGAACAAGAAUUAAGAGGUGAUGAAACAACUGCCCUACAAUCCGUUCUUGAUGCCGAUGUUUGGAGAAAGCAAUUACUAUUUGAAGAAAAAAAAAUUAACGACAGAUUAAAUGAAAUUGAAUCUCUAAGAAACGAAUUCCAUGAAGACUCACUAGAAGUUAAAAAACUAGACAACGAAUCAGGCGAUUUACAAUCCCACUUGGAAGAAAUCUUUGAAAAACUAGAAGAAAUGGAAAGUUCAAAAGCUGAAGGUAGAGCUGCCUCAAUUUUAUUCGGUUUAGGCUUUUCAACUGAAUCUCAUUCAAAACCAACAAAUUCUUUCUCCGGUGGUUGGAGAAUGCGUUUAGCUCUUGCAAGAGCUUUAUUUUGUAAACCGGAUUUGUUAUUGCUUGAUGAACCUUCCAAUAUGUUGGAUGUUCCUUCCAUCACUUACUUGGCCAACUAUCUUCAAUCUUAUCCCUCAACUGUUUUAGUUGUCUCUCAUGAUCGUUCAUUUUUAAACGAUGUUGCAACUGAUAUCAUUCACCAGCACUCAGAAAGACUAGAUUACUAUAGAGGUGCAAACUUUGAUUCCUUUUACGCAACUAAAGAAGAAAGAAUGAAAAAUGCAAAAAGAGAAUACGAAAAUCAAAUGGCCUAUAGAAAACAUUUGCAAGAAUUUAUUGACAAAUUUAGAUACAACGCUGCUAAAUCUUCUGAAGCUCAAUCUAGAAUUAAAAAAUUGGAAAAAUUACCUAUAUUAGAGGCUCCGGAAGAAGAUAAAACAAUAACUUUCAAAUUCCCUGACCCGGAAAAAUUAUCUCCUCCAAUUCUUCAAUUACAAAAUAUCACUUUUGGUUACUCAAAGGACAAUUUAUUGCUAAAAAAUGUGGAUUUUGACGUUCAAUUGGAUUCAAGAAUUGCAUUAGUGGGUGCUAACGGUUGUGGUAAAACUACUCUAUUGAAAAUUUUAAUGCAGCAAUUAGACCCAAUAGAUGGUAUUAUCAGUAAAAAUCCAAGAUUAAGAAUAGGUUAUUUUGCUCAACAUCAUGUCGACUCAAUGGACUUAAAUUUAUCAGCUGUAGCUUGGAUGGCUCAAAAAUUCCCCGGCAAAAAUGAUGAAGAAUAUAGACGUCAUUUGGGUUCAUUUGGUAUAACUGGUACGUUAGGUUUACAAAAAAUGGAAUUAUUAUCUGGUGGUCAAAAAUCAAGAGUGGCAUUCGCUGCUCUAUGUAUGAAUGAACCUCAUGUUUUAAUUUUAGAUGAACCUUCAAAUCACUUAGAUACUUCCGGUCUAGAUGCUUUAGCUGAUGCCCUAGAUAAAUUUAAAGGUGGUGUGCUUAUGGUUUCGCAUGAUGUUUUCGUCAUUGAUAAAGUAUGUAACCAAAUUUGGGUUAGUGAAGAUGGUAUUGUCAGUAAAUUUGGUGGCUCGAUCUUUGAUUAUAAGAGAUACAUUUUAUCUGAAGCUGAUUCAAAGGGUGUUGUGAAAAAACAAUAGAUCCGCUAUUAUAUAUGUAUUUUAUGAGUCUAU
This is a messenger RNA of Ascoidea rubescens DSM 1968, 2320 nucleotides long. RefSeq names its product putative AAA family ATPase GCN20 (gene GCN20). The record is from RefSeq and is a predicted model, not a curated record. Bases 35 to 2287 code for a protein of 750 amino acids. NCBI's taxonomy places the organism in Eukaryota, Fungi, Ascomycota, Saccharomycetes, Ascoideales, Ascoideaceae. The transcript has a single exon. Gene Ontology annotation, molecular function: ATP hydrolysis activity; ATP binding.